AUGGGGAAUAAUAUGAGGGAAGAAAUCAUGAUUUUGGAUUGGAACCAGGAGCCUCGUGAUUCAGUGAUCAGAUUAGAAUCCAUACUCAAUGAGCUUGAAACUGCCAAUGGACGCAUUGAAGAACGCAUCAGACUACUAGAAGCAGUCACCUUCAGGGCUAGGCAGCGUGAUAGGUGGCGACAACCUCAUGCUUCCCCUCAGAUGGUGAAUAUCACUGCAGGAGUUGGAGCUUCUGAUGCACUAAAUGAAGGCAUUCAGAAUGGGAACGAUGCUCUAGCUACCCGAGAAACAGUGGAAUCUGGCAAAACCAAUAGAGGUGACAAAAUGCAUUUGGUAGCCAAGGCACUGGGGAUGGAGACGAAUGCUAAAAAGGCAGAGUCUCGUUCUGGGAGCUUCUUUGAUUGUAAGAUAUGCUUGGACAUGGCAAGAGAUCCUAUAUUGACAUGUUGUGGUCAUUUGUUUUGUUGGCCAUGCUUCUGUCAGUUGCCAUAUGUGGAUUCAUAUGCAAAGGAAUGCCCUGAGUGUAAAGGAGAAGUUACUGAUAAAAGUCUAAUCCCAAUUUAUGGGAACGGGGAUGGUAACUGUUCUCGCAAGUCAAAGGAGUCUGUUCCGAUGGCCCCUCCUAGGCCCCGUGCAAACAGGAUUGAUGGUUUUAGGCAACAGCUUAUUAGUCGAGGACCAUCUUCUAUUUUGAUUGAAGAAAGGAUUCAGCAAAUUAGCGACAUAGUUGGUGCAAUGGGGGAGAGAAGACGGUCACAGGAUCUUCUCGGUUCACAUAUCAUGGCUGAAAGAACUACUUUCGUGCCCAGAUCCCAGGCAUCACCUGCCACUGAGACAACAAGUCACCCACAGCAUGAUUCCCUUCAAGUUUCAAGAUUAUUACAAGGAGCUGCUUCAGUAUCUUCCUUUUCUUCAGCAUUGAAUACUGCAAUGAAUUCUGCAGAAAGAUUAGUCGAGGACCUCGAGGCAUACAGUAGUAGUCACCAUGUGAGAAGAAACCACCAACAAUCUCCACAUAUUGGUAAUGGAGAUACGUCUUCAAGCAUCGCUGCAGUUUUACACCCAGAUAGCCAGACUUCUGAUACUGCUACUGAAAUCAAUUCUGAUGUGCUCCCUUCUGAUUCUUUUUUAAGAACUGAUACUGUUGUUGUGGACUUGGAAGACCAGACAACGGAUUCAGAAAUAAAUUCUACAUUGCCCUCUUCUUCUUCUCGGAGAAGAACUAAUCCAAGAGGUUCUGACGUAAACAAUGGACAUUCAUCUGAACGUAGAAGGAGAAGGUUGAGAUAA
This is a messenger RNA of Prunus armeniaca (apricot), 1290 nucleotides long. NCBI's taxonomy places the organism in Eukaryota, Viridiplantae, Streptophyta, Magnoliopsida, Rosales, Rosaceae. The record is from the annotation of a GenBank genome assembly.